Messenger RNA from Coccidioides immitis RS, 4428 nucleotides. RefSeq names its product CMGC/CDK/CRK7 protein kinase. Gene Ontology annotation, biological process: protein phosphorylation; transcription elongation by RNA polymerase II; positive regulation of transcription elongation by RNA polymerase II. Lineage: Eukaryota; Fungi; Ascomycota; Eurotiomycetes; Onygenales; Onygenaceae. The transcript is spliced from 4 exons. Bases 1015 to 4335 code for a protein of 1106 amino acids. Gene Ontology annotation, cellular component: nucleus; cyclin/CDK positive transcription elongation factor complex. Gene Ontology annotation, molecular function: RNA polymerase II CTD heptapeptide repeat kinase activity; cyclin binding; ATP binding. The record is from RefSeq and is a predicted model, not a curated record.
GGCGAGCACCAAAGAGUAAUCCCUGACAUUGUCAUGUCUGAUAACUAUGGUUUCUUGUCUGUGAUUUCUUUUGUUAAACAGUAAACUCGUGUAUAUCAUGGCAAACACUCUGACUGUUUACAGGUCGCAUGGUUUGUGCAACUCUCCAUUGGAAUUUAUACCAGUGAACCGUCUCCGAUUUCCCCACUACUGGACCACCUCGGCACAGCACCUAUUCUUUCCAAGCUUGAACCUCCUAGCAGCCGCAGACAAAGUUGGGUGUUCAAGCAGGUUCAGCAACUUGAAACUGACAGUGCAAGUGGUGCAGCUGUAUUUACUAACCAAAGGCUUUGGGCCUCAGUUUUAAUGCUUCACAGUUUCAAUCGUAGAUAGAUGAUAGGUGUUCCUGACAUGUCAGCACCAUCACAGCAUUUUGCAGAACAUCUUGUUGGGAGACAGUUCUUUGGAGAACACAGGUUCUUCAUGUGAACCAACACUGGCAGACUCUUGUCAACACGCGUUGUGGCUUCCACUCGCAGUGCUCACCCGCGAAGUUGCAACACCGGCAGCAAGUGAAAGUUGUGGCCGUCUGCCCGGAGCUCUUAGAGCGUCUUUUUGUUUCUUAUUUUCUUCUUCUUCUUCUUUUUUUUUGGCUGCUGUCAGUCAUUUUGGACGUUCGUAGACUACUUACAAGUGAAGUGGGAGAUGGAACUUGCUUGAAAGCAAGAUCAAAGAGAGCGUCGCAGCAACACGCAAACUCUUCCAUUUGACACCACACAAAAAAGAGAGAGAGAAAAAAGAGCACUCUAAUCGCACUCACGACUUGGCUGCAGAACAAUUGAAAUCAACGGGGAAGCGCUGCCGCAUGGGUUGAAAUCAACAGCAGAAUCCCGCCCAAAACCAACGAUUACACUUCGGCUUUGAGCGCAUGGGAAGAUUGGCGACGACUUCGCGCAACAACCAUCAGUUGACUAGAUUUCCGCGAGACUUUCUUCGGCAACCCCGCCGUUCAUCAGCAUACUGCCAGAUCUCAUCAUGAAGCGGAGAUUUACCUCCAGACGCUCCCAUCCAUAUCGAACCCACCGCGUUUCUCGCUCGCCAGAUCGUGCUGCAACCGACAACCCUCCCCACGCAGAUGCUGCCAACGAUUACAUGGCUGCGUCCCGAAGGAGUCCGUCGAUGAGAGACCAGUGGAGAGCCGACGGCGACUACGAUCGAGAGAUACACCAUCAUCGCCCCAGGGCCAGGGAGAGGCACAGCCGUCGCCAACUAUCACCGCCGGCUCCACGUCGUCGUGAUCGUGACCGUGAAAGACCAAGUCGAGGCCGUGGCUCUGGCUCCACCGCUCAUUAUCACCCUUGCAGACGUCCUAUUCCUCGAGGCGAGGACCGAAACCCCGAAAAUACCAGAACAACUCCCUUCAAAGCCGCUCGAGAGGAAAACCGGGACGCCAAGCAUUCUCUAAAAAACCAGGUAAGGUCUCGACAGAGGGAAGAUUCUCCUCCGUCGCCAUCAAAUCCUUCCUUUCCAAGGCGCAAGCGGAGUCGAAGCCCCUCUCCAUCUCGUUCUCAUCGUCGUCCUCACCACAAGAAGGGGAGACACAACGACAGAGGAGAUCAUUUUGGAAGAGGUGGCAGACGCCCGCAGCGCUAUAGCUCUCCAGAGCGGUUUGUGCCGCCGCGGGAAACCGGACCUGGACGAAAAUCUCAUUAUUCCAAAGCACCAACGUCUGAUUCCCUGUCCAUUUCUCGCUGCAGGCGCUCUAGAUCCCCAGUUCCCUCCGAUUUUGGACUACGUGCAUCACUAUCCCCCCAUUCGCCUAGCAAUCGCUCUUGCAAUUCCAUAGACUAUCCUUCUCGUCCGCCGUCACGUCAUUCGUUUGCGUCGAAGGUGUCAAGGGAAUCUUCCCCGUCGCGUGCUUUUCGUAGCAUGCAAGACACUCUUCCGAUACAAUCCCUAGAGGACGAAUCUAUAGGUUCGGCAUCGACUUUCCGACCGGCUGCAAACGCCGAUAUCCCAAGUUCCAAUCAUUCCGUGGACGGCGAUAGUCAUAUGCGAGACGCAUAUCCCAUGCACGGUAUGCGUCCUUCAGAGACCCGAGGCUCUCGCCGACAGGCUCGCCCGCAUGUCGACACUCGUCAACCAUACUCCUCCCCCCAAUACAUACCAGGGUCAGACUCUCGUCAUCCUUCCCCCCAGUCCGGAUCCCCAUAUGGGAGUAGUCGAGGUUCAUGGGUGGGACAGCCGCAACACCCGUACCCUCAUGGACAACAGAGACAAAUGCAUGGCUACUCGCCCCCCUACCGUCAACCAAGCUAUUCAUCCCAGGGUGGAUCUCAAGGGCAGUAUUACCAGGGACAACCGCCGCAGUAUCCCCCUUCUCCCAAUGCUGGACAACAAGGUUAUUCGGGACAACCACCUUAUCGUGGAACGUCUUCCAGUUAUCGUGGGAAUCCUUACAGUCAGCCGCCACCUCCAGACCGUCGAUUCUCAGGCGCAAAUUCCCAAAAUUAUGGUUCCCCACCACAGCCACAGAGGUCCAGGAGUGGCCAUUUCACAAGCUUACAAUGGACAGCAUCCGCUGGUCGCGGCCGUGGUUCCCAGACGGGACCUGGACAGCCAUCGCCGACUAUUCCAUCACUUCAACCACCCCAUCAUGCUCUCGACGAUCCCUUGUCACCAGAUAUGGAUGAUAAUGAUAAUCCAUUCCGCCCAUCCAAAGAUUUGCAAGUGGAGGAUGAGGAAGCGGUGAAGAAAAACGAAAACAACGAUGUGAAGAAGAUGCCACCGCCUCGACAAGGCUCCGGGUCAUCACAGCCGAAAGAAACUGGAAAGUUCAGUUUCGCAUUUAAAUCGAAAGCCCCGGCUACGCCGGUGCCCAAACCAGUAUCUGGACUUGCACAGAAAAUGCGAGAACCUCCUCGCCCUCUAGAACCACCAAAGAAAGAGCUAUUGUCUGCUCAAACGAGAUUAAAGCAUGAAAUUCGCCCGGAUCGUCGGGACGACAGGCGUGACCGUGACGGCAGGAGAGGGGAUCGCCGAUUUGAUCGUAGGGAUGACCGGCGCCGGGACCGGCGAGAGGACCGCCGACCAGAUGUUAAACAUGAUAGACGAAAGGACCGCGAACGCGAGCGAGAUCGAGAGCAUUCUCCACCCACGCAAGAGAAGCCGAAGAAAAAAAUGCUUACACGCAUGAAACCUCGUCCAACGCUAUCAGAAGAGUUCUCCAAAUCAGAUUCGGUCUAUUAUCGCAAACCUGGAAACGAGUCCGUUGUCGGUGCCGGGACGUACGGGAAGGUCUUCAAGGCUGUUCACGUAUUUACAAAGAACAAGGUUGCGUUGAAGAGAAUACGUAUGGAGGGCGAAAAAGAUGGGUUCCCAAUUACCGCUGUACGUGAGAUUCGACUUCUCCAGCAUCUCCGGCAUGAAAAUGUUGUCAGCCUACAAGAAGUUAUGGUAGAGAGGAAUGAGUGUUUUAUGGUCUUUGAGUACUUGUCCCACGAUAUGACUGGUCUCAUUAACCACCCGUCUUUCACUCUUUCCGCCGCGCAUAAAAAGCAUCUUGCGAAACAGAUGUUUGAAGGAUUAAAUUAUUUACAUCAUCGCGGCGUUCUUCACCGCGAUAUCAAAGCUGCCAAUAUUCUUAUUAGCAACAAGGGCCAAUUGAAAUUUGCUGACUUUGGCCUUGCGAGAUUUUUUUCGAAAAGUCGGCAGCUUGAUUACACUAAUCGAGUCAUCACUAUCUGGUAUCGUCCACCAGAGUUGCUUCUGGGUGAGACACGAUAUGGCCCCGCUGUCGAUGUGUGGAGCGCUGCUUGUGUAUACAUGGAAAUGUUCACCAAAAAGGCAAUAUUUCCUGGCGACGGUUCAGAGAUCAAUCAGCUCGAUAAGCUCUACAAUUCAUUAGGCACUCCGACCAGAACAGACUGGCCUGCCAUUAUUGAUAUGCCAUGGUUCGAGCUCAUGCGACCUCGAGAAAGAAAGAAACGGGCGUUUGAAAAUAUGUAUAAAGACUAUCUGUCUCCCGCUGCUCUUGAUCUUGUUUCCAAAAUAUUUCAGUAUGACCCCGUCAAGCGCCCGUCAACCGAAGAAGUGCUCGCGCAUCCUUACUUCACGGAGGAGGAACCGGCACCUCAACAAGCAAUUGAGCUUGCUGAUGUUGAGGGCGAUUGGCACGAAUUCGAGUCGAAGGCACACCGGAAAGAGAAAGACAAGGAGGCCCGACGGGCUGAACAGCGUGAAAGGGAAAAGCGAAGGAUAAGCAACCAUACUGGUGAAAGUGUUGAUCGCGAGCGGAAACGUACCAAAGUGGAUGAUGAUACAUCCGCACCGGUGUCCCAAGGUCCUGAGAAUUGAUCAGAAGCUGGGUUGCUCGCACUGUGUCGUCCGAAAAGGUUGGAUUUUAUAAAUGGGUUUGGUGAGCGUGUUUGUUUACCACAUGGCAUUCGG